AAUAUCCUUUUACUAAGUGAUGUUUUAACAAUUCAUUGAUGGAUUAGGAGACCUGAAGCAUAAACCAGUUGCCUUGAAGCAGGUGAAAAAGAUUUUAAAGAUUGAAGAAAAAAGUUUACCUAAAAACAUAACAAAUUACUUUGUAGAAUUUACUAAACAUACUUCACAUAAGUGGUAAAGAAAGGAUAAAAUGAUUUUUAUUUGGACUACUCUAAAAUAUUUGGAGAGAUAGGGUCGUACAGACUUAAAACCCGUAUGAAAUUAUGUUUAAAUUGAUUAGAACGAUGAUGAUUGGAUAGCGUUAUCGGAAAUUCUUGGAGCCCCUCCAGAGUUGUUAAAUUCAAAAUGGAUUGGAAUGCUAAAAACAGAUUUGAAAUAAUCUCCAUGGACUAUAGAAGAGGAUGAACUUCUCAAAAAAGUGAUGACGCAAAAAUUUAUUUCUUGGACGCAUGUUGCUUUGGAGUAUAAUCGCAUCAGUCCAAUUAUGAGACAUGCAAAAUAAGUGAGGGAACGAUGGAAUAAUUAUUUGGACCCUGAUCUAAACAAAUUUCCAUGGAGUGAAUAAGAAUAAAUACAACUGCUGCAAUUAGUUUAAAAGCAAGGAAAAAAGUGGUCUGUGAUUUCUAAAUAAAUUAAAGGGAGAACCGAAAACUAAGUCAAAAAUGCUUACAAUUCUUUGAUUAAUUCCUAUAGAAGGAAUCAUGUAAACUUUUUUUCAUUAUAAAAAUAUUAGAUGUAAACUCUUGAUUCAGAUGAUAUUAUUGUUUCUAAAUUAUUAUCUAAAUUAGAUCCACCUCAUAAAUAAGCCAAUGCAAACACUCCUAUGAUUCAACCAUUACCAACCUUUUAAUAAUAGUUAUUAAUGUAGGCUUUGUUUAUUGAGAGAUUUAAAAGCAUGGCCUUUUUUGCUUAAUUACCAGGUUUCUUAGCAGCCCAAUAAUAACAAAGUUGA
This is a messenger RNA of Paramecium sonneborni, 952 nucleotides long. The record is from the annotation of a GenBank genome assembly. Lineage: Eukaryota; Ciliophora; Oligohymenophorea; Peniculida; Parameciidae.